AUGGUCAAAGAAAGAACGCCGCGGACUGCGGCUGCCAGCAGCGAUGGCAAAAAGCGAGAGCAGUCGCCUGAUAGCGACACUGACAUCACCGUUUUGAUGAACGACUGGUCCUCUCGCAAUGGCAAUGCGCAAGCUGAGACAAGCAGCGGAUUUGCGUCUGCAACGGAGCGUCCCACCUUUGGGCAUCCGACCAAGAUGAUGUCCUCUCGUAAGCAGAAAGCCGACAUCUUUAUCCGUCAGAAGACCCGUCCAGAGCAUCAUCUCGACAGCAGCCGAGUGUCUGGACCCAGAGCGCCAGCCUACGAAGCUCGCCAUGCUCCUCCGCCACCCAUGUUCUCUUCGAUCGGACCGGGACCGACAUCGACAUCAACGCCAAUACCUCACCAACCGCGUCUUGUAGACGAGACGUUCUACACAGAUCCUGCCAAAGCUAACCAGGAUCUAAAGGCCUUGCUGGAGGGAGGCAUGGAGGGCGAUGACGAUGAAGGAGUGGAAGCCGACGAAGCGCAGCAACCACAACUACGAGGACAAGACAAGAAAGUCAAGGAUAGCUCAGUGCCAAGAGAUCCCAAAACCAUUGCCAAAGACGGCAAUGUGGAUGGCCUCAAGGUGCCACUGCUUCCUCACCAAGUUGAAGGCGUCAACUGGAUGCGAGGCCGUGAACUUGGGCCGGUCAAGAAGGGAACCGUCCCCAAAGGCGGGCUGCUUGCCGAUGACAUGGGCCUGGGAAAGACGCUGCAGUCGAUUUCACUCAUCCUCCUCAAUCAAAAGCCAGGAAAGGACGAAGAUGGCUGGCAGAAAUCGUUCCAGAACAUUAACAAGUCGACUCUUGUUGUUGCCCCUCUAGCACUCAUCAGGCAAUGGGAAUCGGAAAUCAACGAGAAGGUAGUCACAACACAGGGAUUGAAAGUUCUCGUACACCAUGGGCCUCAGCGGACAAAGAGCUCUGAAGAUCUCAAGGUCUAUGACGUUGUCAUUACUACUUACCAGAUUCUCGUCUCUGAGCAUGGUAGAUUUACGGAUGGCGACAAGGGAGGCUGCUUUGGGCUUCAUUGGUGGCGAGUAAUCCUGGAUGAGGCGCACACUAUCAAGAACCGCAAUGCGAAAGCUACCAAGGCUUGCUGCGCACUACGAUCCGAAUAUCGUUGGUGUCUUUCCGGUACGCCGAUGCAGAACAACCUCGAGGAGCUGCAGUCUCUCAUCAAUUUUCUUCGCAUUAAGCCCUACAGCGAUCUUCGAGCGUGGAAAGAUCACAUAGAACUUCCUCUGAAGGGUGGAAAAGGUCAUAUUGCUCUUGGAAGACUUCAUAGCUUUCUUCGCUGCUUCAUGAAGAGGCGGACAAAAGAAAUCUUGAAACAGGAUGGCGCACUCGUUCCUGGUGGAGUGCCGUCUGCUGAUGGCGCAGCCACUAUCAACGGGUUCAGACACACAAACCGCAAGGUAGUCACUGUUGCUGCCGAGCUGUCUCCCGCGGAACGCAGAUUUUAUCAAAGAUUGGAAGCUCGCGCCGACCGAAGCAUGACCAAGAUGAUGAAGGAGAAGAUAAGCUACGCCAAUGCCUUUACACUGCUGCUACGUCUAAGGCAAGCGUGCAAUCACCCAAAGCUUCUCGAAGGCAAGCUAGGAGCAGACAAGGACGCCUUAUCCACGGGCUAUUCAAGUCCAAAACAGCAAGAUACGGAUGUUGACUCGGUGGCCGAUUUGCUGUCAGGUAUGGGGAUAAGUACCAAAGAAUGCAGCAUCUGUGGCCGGCCGGUAGAGAAGAAACAGCGGGAUGCUGGGAGUGACAACUGUGCCGAGUGUGCUUCGGAUCUGGCGUUCUUUUAUGGAGAGACUGAGGUGCAAAAAGGGGAGCCCAAGAAGGCUACAAAAAUCGUAUCUUCCGGAUCAAAGAAGAAAGAGUCCAAGAAGAUGGAGCCGAAGAAGAAAGAGCCGAAGAAGAGUGCAAAGAGCAGAAAUGAAGAAGCAGAAGAAGAAGAAGAUGAUGAUGAUGAUGUAGAGACUAGACCAAGAACACGGAGGCCACGAAAUCGCAAUACAGUGGUUGACAGCGAUGAAGAAGAAGAAGAAGAGCCAAAGCAAACUUCUCGCCGCCGUCAAAAUCGAAACACAAUCAACGACAGUGAAGACGAAGACGAAGAAGAGGCUGAUGGCAGCUGGCUUGUCUCGGAAGACGAGAGAGGAGCUUUGCGACUAGGCAAGGCUGGCGGAGAGGAAGAUGAAAAUGCAGAAGGUGGAGGAGACUCGAUAGGAUCAGAGGACUCUGAAGAUUCUGAGGAAGAUGACGAUGAUGAGAGCAAUCUCGACAGCUUUGUGGUGGAUGACUCCAUCGCCAGAAAGGAGAAAGGGUACAAGUCAGUGGAUGACGAUUCAGAUGAUGACUCACUCUUAUCUGUUUCUGAAAUUACCAAGAAUCUGGCUGCUCAGACGCUUACAGAUAAGAAGCCCAAGAAAUCAAAGGUCGCUGUUUCUGCUUCUGAUGAUGCUUCGGAUGAUUAUUCUGAAUCCGAGACUGAUUCAGAAGAAGGAGACGACGAAGAAGACGAAGAAGAAGAAGAAGGAUCGGACUCUGACGAAAGCGAGUCUCAUGGUUCAUCCGAGUAUGACCCUUCGCCACCAGGCGACAAGCUCAGCAUUCUCUCCUCCGCCAAGAUUCGCGAACUCACCAGGCUGCUACGCGCAGAGGCCCACGAGCACAAGUUUAUCGUCUUCUCGCAGUUUACUUCCAUGCUGGACCUGGUUGAGCCGUUCCUUCGUAAAGAACAGCUGCGCUUCACGCGCUAUGACGGUAGCAUGAAGAACGAUGAGCGAGAAAGGAGCUUGCGAAAACUGCGAGAGGACAAGAAGACAAGAGUACUUCUGUGUAGCUUGAAGUGUGGUAGCUUGGGCUUAAACUUGACUGCUGCGACGAGGGUUAUUAUUAUUGAGCCAUUUUGGAACCCCUUCGUCGAAGAGCAGGCCAUUGACCGUGUCCAUCGUCUCACGCAAACCAUCGACGUUGUCGUCUACAAACUCACCGUCACUCACACCGUCGAAGACGGUAUCCUCGCCCUCCAAGAGAAGAAACGCCUCCUCGCCGAGCAGACCAUCGAAGGCAGCUCCAGGAAGGGCGCGCUCAAGCUGGGCAUCAACGAAAUCAUUGAUCUGUUCAAGCCGAUUCGCGGCCGGGAAGACAACAAUUCCCAUUUCGUCGCUGUCAACGAGGAUGAGGUGGAGGCUGAUCUCAGGAGAGCCCGAGAUUCAACGGGGAUGAUGAAGAUGGCGAGGAAGAAGGUGCAGAGGCCGGAGGAUAGUGCGUAUGGGCGACGGUGGUAG
Trichoderma gamsii is the source of this 3315-nucleotide messenger RNA. RefSeq lists its product as hypothetical. Bases 1 to 3315 code for a protein of 1104 amino acids. NCBI's taxonomy places the organism in Eukaryota, Fungi, Ascomycota, Sordariomycetes, Hypocreales, Hypocreaceae. Gene Ontology annotation, molecular function: ATP-dependent chromatin remodeler activity; ATP binding. The record is from RefSeq and is a predicted model, not a curated record. Gene Ontology annotation, cellular component: cytoplasm. The transcript has 2 exons.